Molecule: messenger RNA, 1057 nt
Organism: Oryza brachyantha (malo sina)
Lineage: Eukaryota; Viridiplantae; Streptophyta; Magnoliopsida; Poales; Poaceae
Product: FCS-Like Zinc finger 12
Exons: 1
Coding region: 73-738 (221 amino acids)
Source: RefSeq, a predicted model, not a curated record
CUUUCCCACUUCCUCCUCCUCUUCCACCGGCUUCCACCCCCAAACAGAGGCGCGCUUCCACCCACGACGGCCAUGGUGGUGGUGGAGAAGGCCAGCGCCGCCGCCGCAGUGGUGCGCAGGCUCGACGUCUCCUUCCCCGCCGCGGGCCGCUGCUCGCCGCCGUGGCAGGCGCCGGACUGCGGCGGCCUCCCGUCGCCGACCAGCCCCCUUGACCGCGCGGCCGGCCCCGGGCCCUCGCCGCGCGGGUGGCGACACCGCGACGCGGGCGGGGUUGGGCUCGGCAUCCUCGCAGCGCUCGGGGCGGAGCAGGCCCCGCCGCCGCCGCCGCCGCCGAGGGUGUCCGCCGUCGCCGUCGCGUCGUCCGCAAGCCGGGUCGCCGCGCGGCUGGAGGUCUCGGAGCUCGGGUGCAGCGGGCGGUGCGCCACCAGCCUGUGCGGCUCCGGCGCCGGCGCGGCGGCGUUCCGGGUGGCGGAGUUCCUGGCGUGCUGCGACCUGUGCCGGCGGCCGCUGGACGGCAAGGAUAUCUUCAUGUACAGAGGGGAGAGGGCCUUCUGCAGCAUGGAGUGCCGGUACCACGCCAUCGUCAGCGACGAGUUCCAAGAAGACAAGGACCGGAAGCGCCGCUCCUCCUCCGCCCCCAGGGACGUCCCCACCAAGGUCGCCGCUGCGGAGAUCGCCGACUCGCCGUGUUCCGGCGGCGGGCAGAUCUUCUUCACCACCGGAAUCGUCGCGGCCUGAGCAGAGGCCUACCCGGCGCGGCUGUAACAUAAACAAGACAAAUAAAUAAAAAAUAUGUAAAAAAAAAAGAAAGACAUCAUCAAGAAGAGGAAAAAAAAUACUAAUAAUUAUUAAGGUUGUAGUAUUAAUUAUGUCUAGAGAGAUUAGAGAGGUGUUUUUGUUGGGGGGAGAUUUUUGCUCUCCUCCUUGCCCUUUGCAAGAGGAGGCAUCUGGGUUUUUGGUCUUGAAUUUUUCUCAAUAUGUGUAAUAUUUUUGGUGGUGCUGCUGCUGCUGCAAGAGGACCAAGCAGGAAAAGAAAGGACGACGACAAGUUUUCCAA